Plasmodium vivax (malaria parasite P. vivax) is the source of this 2931-nucleotide messenger RNA. RefSeq lists its product as hypothetical. Bases 1 to 2931 code for a protein of 976 amino acids. Lineage: Eukaryota; Apicomplexa; Aconoidasida; Haemosporida; Plasmodiidae. The record is from RefSeq and is a predicted model, not a curated record. The transcript has a single exon.
AUGAAAUGCUUUUUUUUAAACUGCAUCAACGACAUCGUUAAGAGAAAAAAGGAAAACAAAGUGAAACAUCUUUUGAAAUUCAUUUUGGCGAAGCAGCGCGAUGGGCUCUUGCACGACGAGGACGUUGUGUACCCCCUGUCGGCGCUCUGCUCCUUCCUGCAUGAGUUGAGGGGGCAGCACUGGCGGCGGGAUGGGCGACCCCAGGGUGCGGGAGGACCCACGCCGCCAGCCACUCCACAAUAUAAGAGGCCACCUACGCGGCCACCUACGCGGUCACCCCCUCCGCCAACCGCGCCGCCCUUCCUGCGAGCCAGCCAGCUGCACGUGCGCUCCUUCGUGGAGGCCCUCUUGAAGCAGUUCCACGCGAAGGGGGACGCGUCCGAGGAGGCCAUCCGAAGCUGCACGUACCUGCUGAAUGCGCUCUGCCUGCUGGACUACGACGGGCAGGAGAAACACUCCAGGGAGCUCCUCUCCAGAGUGGUCAAUUCGUUUGUCCGGCUUAAUCGGAGGCACCUGACCCAUGUUGGGCGAAGCGACCGAAGGGGUGAGGCCCCAGAGGGGACACCCACCCAAAUGGGGGGAGUAACAACCACACAGAAGGAUCCUCUCAACAGACAGAUAAGCAGCCAAACGUUAGUGGAAACCCUAACAGUGAUUAACAAACACUCUGUGAAAUUAAAAAGCUCCAAUGAGCACUUGGACCUGCUGAGCGUGUUCUACGUGGAGGUGGUUAAUUACCUGUUCGGCGCAACCGCUCUUUGUGUAACUCCCCCUGUGGAGCGUCACCAUAGGGAUGAACAGAGUCGCGGAGAGGCGGAUCCCCUUCCACUGAUCGUGAUGACUAGCCAUAUUGCCCCGCACCGCGUGGACUUGAAGCGGAUCAGGCGAUUCUACUCGGGGGCGCACCUGGACGUGCACCACUUUGUUAGUAUCGCCCUGUUUGUGAAGCGGCACGCGGAGGCGCUGCGCCGCUUCGCCCAGAAAGCCGCUGCUAAUGCGGCUAGCGAUGCCAAUGCCGCUGAUGCCGCUGACGAUGAUGGGGGCGGCCACCCCGUUAGCUGUGACCACCUCCGCCGCGCGCUAAGCACAACCACCGUGCACAUUUACGUGAACCUCUUUUGGAACCCCCAGGGGGGCUCCCCCCACGGACGGCAACACAUCUGUGAUGAAGACACACAUGUGGGAAGAACCUCCUCUCCGAAUCUGCAAAAGGGAGCAACGUCCUAUGCCCACCGAGAAGUGAACCCACCCCCCCAAGGACACCCCCCAAGGGACCCCCCAAAUGGCAGUUCCCACUUUCUCUCCAUGUGGAGUUACUUCCCUGGUGAGUUUACCAAGCUGUGCAAGUCGAACCAAAUAAGCACCCAUUUUGUUGUGCGUCAGAAUGUUAUGAACAUGUUCAGGUGUUUGAAGAUGCUAUCCUUGAGUGUACUAGCCACCGAUUCGGUAACCUGUGAUCACUUUAACAGGAGGAUAUACAGCCACGUCGUGUCCUUUAAGACCUUCCUAAGUCUCAUCAGCGGGGGAGGCUUUCCCAAAAGAGACGCUCUCCUUAGUGCAUUUGAUGUGUACUGCCACUUUUGGGACUUCCUUGUAAAAUUCUACUCCUCUGUUAUUUACACCAACAGUUUGGUCUGCCUGCUCGGCUGCUUCUGCGUAGGGCGUGUGAGGGGCAUGCAGAGGAGGGGCCUCGACUCCCCCAUUCGGGUUAUAAAUACAGAGGUGUUGCGUAGAUGGGGGAGAAGCGGCUCAAAUUAUGCAGAUGGCCCCUCAAUGGAACAACCAUCCACCCGGGGGAUCACCCCAGAGAGUGACUAUCCACACGGACCACCGCUUCAACGAAGCAACCAGGAGUGCCCCGCCCCCCUGCUGGCCAACCAGAGGCACCUCUUCAACAUGUGUAGCUUCUACGCCCAGAUGAAUUUCCACGAUGAGGCUUUCACUAAACAGCUAGCCAAAAUGAUAACUCAUAAUUUGACAGGCAUGGGAAGGAAAGACAUCAUGGCGGUGGUGUAUCUUCUGGGGAAAGCUCCACCAACACAGGGGGAGAUGCUCCUUCUCUUAGUGAGGCAGAUCCAAAGGGACAUCACCUCCUACGAUAUGGGCGACUUUCACUUGGCACUGAAAACGGUGCUGAGGUAUUCCCAUCAGAAGGAAUGGGCAAGUUCUUUCACCGCCCAUGCGGAGACUAUACUGCAGCAUGUCAUAGUACGGCUCCUCCUCGCUUGCUCCGAAAUGGAGACAAAGAAGAAACAACCUGUGCAGCGGACCACCCCACCUGUGCAGCAGACCAAUCCACCUACACAGCAGACCACUCCACCUGUGCGGCAGACCACUGCUACCCCUUCCAUUAGCCAAGAGGAGAUGCAAACCGUCUACGCAAAGCUGAGGAGGAGACCCACUUGGUUCACUUCGCACACGGAAAUGCUCGCCCGGGGGGAGAAGAGCCCAUUUCUGCGGGACACCCUCAACGUGCUAAACGUCGCAGUUAAGUUAGGGGAGAGCGGGCGCCUCCCCCACAGCGGUGAUGGCAACCGUCACUUAUACGAAGCAGGUUGCCGCUCUCUAUGCGAAAGCCGCUGCCCCCCCCUGUGCGACGCCCUGUACCUCCUCAUCAAACGAACGAAGAACCCCCGAGACUGCUUCAGCGUGCCGGAGUGGGUCAGCUUAAUCCUCUGCCACUGCAAGUUGGGCCACGCGCCCGACUACCUCCACGAGUAUUUGGCCCAUCUGCACGGGAAGAUCCACGAGGAGGUCAACAGGGAGAUCAACGGGAAGCUCACACCACAACUGCGUGGGGUGCACCUCAAAAACCUGCGCCUCAUUCGGAUGCUGUCGCAUCGGCUAAAAUCGCUUCGCUUAAACGGCGAGCUCUUUGCACCCUUAUGUGCGCGCGGGGAGGGCAGUGCCAUUCAGGGUGAGCCGCCCUAA